AUGACCGUCUACUCCUUCUACAUCUUCGACCGCCACACGGAAUGCAUAUACUCCAGAUCAUGGCUCCCUGCCUCCGUCACGCGCCCCACCUCGAGCGCCGGAGGAGCUCCCGCGACGACAGGGCCGGUGCUCGCCCCGGCGCACGCCACCUCGUCGGACGACGCGAAGCUCAUAUUCGGCACCGUCUUCUCCCUGAGGAACAUGGCGCGCAAGCUCGGCGGCGACGACGACGCCUUCAUCAGCUACCGGACGGGGCAGUACAAGCUGCACUUUUACGAGACCCCCGCCAACCUGCGGCUCGUUCUGCUGACCGACACGGCCUCGGCGAGCAUGCGCAACGUCCUGCACCAAAUAUACAUUAAUCUCUGGGUUGAAUAUGUGGUCAAGAAUCCCCUGGCGCCGGUAGAGCAUAAAGGCGGCGAUGGUGUGCAGAACGAACUGUUUGAGCUUGGACUGGAUCAGUUCAUCCGCGGCUUGAUGUGA
Messenger RNA from Akanthomyces muscarius, 483 nucleotides. RefSeq lists its product as uncharacterized. Gene Ontology annotation, cellular component: TRAPP complex. The record is from RefSeq and is a predicted model, not a curated record. Bases 1 to 483 code for a protein of 160 amino acids. Gene Ontology annotation, biological process: endoplasmic reticulum to Golgi vesicle-mediated transport. Lineage: Eukaryota; Fungi; Ascomycota; Sordariomycetes; Hypocreales; Cordycipitaceae. The transcript has 3 exons.